This is a messenger RNA of Candidula unifasciata, 14161 nucleotides long. The record is from the annotation of a GenBank genome assembly. Lineage: Eukaryota; Metazoa; Mollusca; Gastropoda; Stylommatophora; Geomitridae.
UUAUCAGACAAGAGGUUGAAGCAGUUUCAAGAAAAUGUUGGUGCAUCAACCACGCAGCCUAAGAUCCCCAACUUGAAACAAUUCAAGCAGCAAGAUGGCUCGGACGUGGUGAAAGAGGAACUGGACCGUCUCAACAAGCUGUACAUGGAGAUGGUGGAUGGGGCCAACAAGAGACUUAAGCAGAUCACACAUGACAUGUCUCGUCAUGGUGACAUGCAGAUUGUCAUUGAUGAGGAAAUUCCCCUGCUACGAACAUUCCGGGCUGAGCUGGCCAAGAGAUCAUCCAUGCUAGUAGAUGAUGACAUGAUGGAGUACUUCACCCAGCAGUUUGAAGGACCAACCCCAUCACGAGCCACCUACGCCACCACACCAAGCCAGUUGUACAAGAGCACCCUACAGAUACUGCCAGAGUCUACCAUGACGGCAGAACUGGCUGAAGCAAAAACAGUCCGACAAGACAGGGAUCAGUCAGAAGCUGCAUCCUCCAACAGAACUGGUCUGUCAGAACUGUCAGUAGCCCUGAAAGCAAUGGGAGGAGGUUCCUCCACAAUCCAGCUGACACCUUCAGUUGUGGCUUCUACAGCGGUGUUAGGAGCCAAAAAUGUCCAGAGGCAGCAAGAACAGACGGUCAUCACUAUCAGAAAAAGUGAGAUAGUUCCUCGAGGACAGGUCUUGCAUGUGACUGCUUUCUUGAAUCCUUACACUUCCAAGAAGGUUGCCCUGGUGCAGGCCCUGCAGACCGGGCUCAUUGACACUAAAACCAAGACCUUUGUUGAUCCAUCCACGCAACAAAGGAUGUCUCUGGUACAGGCAGCGAAGAAGGGGUACAUUGAUGAGGUGGUGCUAAAGCAGCUGACUUCUCCCUGUGGAUCUCAUGAUCCCCAGACUGGAGACGAGCUGUCCCUGUUAGAGGCAAUCAACAAGAGACUGUAUCAUCCUCUCUCCAACACAUUCACAGAUGCCACAACUGGAGAACAGGUAUCAGUCUCAGAGGCAGUGGCUAGGGGGAUCUUAUCCGAGUCCUGCUCACGGAUCUUGUCUGGAGAGAAGGUUGAACUGGUUUCUGUAACACAUGCACAAGCACUGUUUGCAGACUCCAGGCCCCAGAAAGUUGAUUGGGGUCUUAGUCUUGGGCAAGUCGUGGAGAAAGGUCUCUACAGUGAAAUAACUGGAAAAGUAACAGAACCUCUCUCAGGGAUAGACACUAGCAUCCUGGAAGCAAUAGAGAGGGGCUACAUUAACCCAGAUUAUGAAGAGAUUGAAGACCCAACAAGUGGGCAUUACAUCACUUUAACACAAGCUGUGGCAACAGAAAUAGUAGAUCCAUAUAGAGGCACUUACAACCAUGAAGCAUCAAAUCAACAGCUGCCUUUGUCUGUUGCUAUGAACAAGGGACUUGUGAAGACUGCCACUUCAUUGGCUGAUGUUGUUUCCCAAGGGAACAUCACUGAGGAUGAGCACAUCUUUGAUCCUGUUUCAGCCCAGGUGAUGACAUUUGCUGAAGCUGUUGACAAGGGAGUUAUCAGCAAGGACAAGAAGUGCAUCCUUGAUGCGAACACUGAUAGUGUCCUUUCAAUCCGUGAAGCUAUUAGCAAAGGUAACAUGACCCCAUCUGGUUUAAUAGUCAACCCAGAAGACAAUUCCCAACUUUCCAUCUUGGAAGCUUUGAAGAAGGGAGUAGUUAAGCUCGUUCAAGAAGAUGUUCAGUUUUCCCGGACUGGCGUUAAAGAUCCCAGGACAAGUGAGGUGGUCACACUGUCUGAUGCCUUCAAGAGAGGCAUUGUUACUCCUCAGGGGUCUUACGUAGACAGCAGAACUGGACGAGAAAUGUCUCUGCAACAAGCAGGUAGCUCCGGGCUCAUGGAUAGAAACCUGGUGACAGAUCUCAACAAGCCUACCAGCAUGACAGACGCCCAGGGCAGAAACAUUUCUGUUGUAGAGGCUCUGAGGUUGGGGCUUGUAGACAUAGACACUGGCUCUGUAUUGAAUGCUAGAACCAGGGAAAGAAUGACAGUACAAGAUGCAGCUUCUGUGGGCCUGAUCACUGCAACAGAUGCUACAAAUGUCCUAAACCUGUUGUCUUCUGUGGUGACAACGACUACAGUUCUGACUCAGAUUGAGAUACCUCACACGACAGAAAUCUUAACCACAUCACAGCCUGUUUUACAUGGCUAUGUGAAAGAGCCAAAGAAAAACCAUGAGGAAUCUGUCCAGAACAACUUACCUAGAUUAUCCUCUGAACAGUCACAACUUCCCACUUUACCUUCAUAUGUAGAUGAGAUGGAUUCAGAGUUGAAAAAGAUGACCCAGGAAACAUUUAUGACUGACACCUCAGGAAAUAAGACGAGAACUAUCCCCAUAGAACCUGGCUCUAGAAAGUUUGAGUCCAGCUACAUGACCAGAACUGAGUCUCAUUACUCCUUCACCACCACCACACUAGCCAGACCACUGCUGAUUCCUUCAGUGAUCUCUGAAACAAGGGAGGUCAAUCUCAAGUCAGUUUUGGACCCCAGAACUGGCAGGGAAUUGGACAUCGAAGAUGCCAUUAAGAGGAGGCUGAUCAACAUGGACAAAGGGCAGUAUACACAUCCAGUCACAGGAGAAUCAAUGGCAUUGAACAGGGCAAUAGAAAGAGGAUUUAUCAAAGCAGAGCAGAUGGUGGGCAGCCAGGAAGGAGGCCCUAUAAAGGAGACCAGAGCUUUCUCUAUUGUAGGUGUGCUCCACCCUGAGACUGGCAAACGGAUGACGGUCAGCCAGGCGGUCAGUGCAGGCGUCCUGGAUUUAGAGAAAGGCAUCUACAACAAUCCUGAUGCACAGCCACAGUCCAUGAAAAUCAGUGAAGCCAUUGAGAAGGGAUAUGUAAUUGUGGAGGAUAUUGGAGAGUCAUUUGCUGGCGCAGACUCCAUGUUGAGGGAAACAAAGUCUUACAUUCUCAAGACUGUCCUGCAUCCUAUCAGUGGGAAGCAUAUGAGCAUUGCCGAGGCAAUUGCUGAGGGUAUCAUUAAUGAAUCUGAAGGAUUCUACAACAGACUAAGCACUGGAGAAAGAAUUCCCAUUCAUGAAGCCAUCGAGAAAGGUUUCAUCUUUGCUCAGCUGACUUCGGUGAAAACCGAUGUGGACAAGGAUGUGAACAAAAUCACAACAACAAAGCUGACCACACUUUCAGUGACAGCAGUUGUCCACCCUAUCACUGGUCAGCUGAUUUCUGUGUCCAGGGCAGUAGAGGAAGGCAUUCUGGACCAGAAUAAAGGCAUUUACACAAACCCUCAGACUGGCGAGUCUAUGACACUGGGGGAUGCUAUAGAUAAGAGACUAGUGCUGGCAGAGUCGCCAGAAGCAAGAUCUGAUGAUCCUCUGGAGAGGGCAGAAGUCUCAAGCAUUCACAUCACAGAUGAGCAGGAGUCUUUAGAGGCAAAUAUGAGGGAAGAUAUCCACUCAGAGACUGUCACCAUGAGCAUCACAAGUGUCAUAGACCCCAAAACCAUGGACAUGAUCUCCUAUGAUGAAGCUGUGAGAUCUGGUGUUCUCAAUGUCAAGACGGGAACCUACAACAACCCCAGCAGCAGGGAGACCAUGACAAUUACUGCAGCUAUGGAAAAGGGACUCAUCCACGGAGAAGUCACAUCCAAGAGACGGGAGGAUGACAUCAUGAGAAGUGCAGUGUCAUCAGCAUUGCCACUAGUUUCUCUCAGGGACAUCACAUCUGUCAUUGAUCCCAGAACUGGCAAGGAGAUCUCCUUGGAGACAGCUCUCAAAGAUGGCAUCAUCAAUCCUGAUAAAGGAACUUACUUUAACCCCAAAACACGUACAGAAAUCGAUCUCAGCAAAGCCAAGGAGUUUGGCUAUCUACUAGAGUCCAAGCAGUCCAGUGCUGCCCAGAUAGAGAAGUCUUUAGAGGAGGAAAACUUACUAGAGACCCAGCUGUCCACACCCCGCAUGCCUAGGGAAUCAAAGAAACCCUGGUCCAAAGUUGAUAUGGAAUUGGAGAAGACAGUCACUCAUGACGAGUCAGCAGAAGAUGAAUCAUUGGCAACUGAAGUGGUCCAUUACUCUUCAGAGGUUGAACAUGAUACCCCACAAUAUACACCUGGACAAACAGUUCACUUGCUUGGAAGCAGGGCUUUACCAACAAGAUCCUUAGAUGGGGUGUCUUAUACAGAUGCUGUCAAACUUGGCAUGGUUCAUUCUGAUAGUGGCAGAGUGAGAGAUCCAAAGUCAGGUGAAUUGUUGACACUUCAGGAAGCAGUAGAUAGAAAGGUUAUCAAUCCAAAUCUUCCUGCUCUUGAAGAACCAUCAUCGGGAAACACUAUGUCCCUUGAUGUCUGUCUCAAGACAGGACUUCUGAAUCCCCAAGUUUGUAAGUUUGAUGUCAGCAGAGUCCAACAAGCUGGAUUCUCAGAGAAGUCUUUGCCACAAGGAGCUGAAGGCUCCACAGCAAUAAACAUAAUAGAUGCGGUUUCUGCAGGACUUUUUAACUCCAUCACAGGCCGCUUCUUGGAGCCAACAACUGGCCACAGGUACACCUUGCAAGAAGGUGUCCAUAGAGGCUUUAUUGAUGGACAAAUGGUCACUGUGAAAGAAACAUCCAGUGGACAACGGCUGCCUGUAGAAGCUGCACUGAAGAAAGGGCUGAUCAAUGGAAACACUGCUGAGGUCUACGACUCUGUCAGAAGAGUUAAAGUAGCUCUUCCAUCCGCUAUUGAGCAGGAUUUGGUAGAGAACAGACUCAGUGUUCACACUCUGUCCAUCACUGACGAGAGAACUGGACAGCAGAUCCCUUUGAGAAACGCCAUUGUGAACGGUGGCUUGAAACCUGGCUCAGUUGUAGUUGUAGAUACCAGCUGCGGAGAGCAAGUUCCCUUGGAGUCUGCUUUGUCACGAGGUCUAGUAGAUAGAUCUGGAUUUGUGGUUGACAAACAGUCAGGUAGAAAAAUGGCCCCGGAAGAAGCGUUGAAGUUGGGAUUGAUGGCUAUUGCUGGAGCUCCAAUUAUGGCAGGGAAGUUGGUGGUUGAUGCCGCCAGACACAGAAAAUCUAGCCCUGCUAAGAUACCAGUUGAGAAAACUGAAGUAGUUGAAGAAACCAAACGGUCACAGACAUCACCCAGUAGGACAGUUUUCAUCAAUGUUUUACAGUCAGAUGUAAGCUCUUCUAGAGAAGCUCAGACAGCGAGAGAUCUCCCAGAAGUUAACAUCAAACCCAAACAAGACAGCCAUCAGGAAAUAAUGUUUCCAGCUGAUCCUGUGGUGGAUCAUUCAGGAGAUCACAUCACUUAUUCGACUGCCACUUCUUCACCAAAAGGAACCACUGUCUUUUCCCAACCUACCCCAGAGAAACAGUCACCAGCAACCUCGACCACUUCACCAAAAGGAAUCACUACUUCUCCUCGGCCCACCCCAGAGAGACAACUUCCACAAGACUUCACUGCUUCAGCAAAAGGGCCAACUGUUUCAUCCCAACACACUUCAUCCACAAAAAGAGGCCCUGUCUCCACUCAAUGGCCUUCAGAGAGACAGCCAGCAAAAAUCUCUGUGGCUUCCUCAGCAACCAAAAUCUCAACUUCUGCCAAAAACUACAGCUCAGUAUCAGAAACGAAGACUGUAUCCAUGGAAUCCAGGAUGACAACAGUAGAUGGUACAGCAGAGUCUCACAAAUUUAAUGAGAAGUUGUCCACUAGUAGAAUCAUUCCCAUUAGUUCAGCUACAACAGCUGAUGUUAAGAUCACCAGUGAGAGACCAGAUGGGCACAACACAGAUUUCAGACAUGCCAGUUUGAAGAAUCUGCAGAUAAACUGGGAGACUGGGACAGUCAUUGACACAGUUAGAGGUCAGAAGAUGACCAUCCCAGAAGCUGUGCAGAAAGGACUGAUCAAUUCUGAUAUUGUGGAGGAUCUGGCCAGCCAUUCCACAGGAGGUGUUCAAUCCAUUCCAGAAAUUAACAUUAACUGGGAGCUGGGUACAGUCACAGAUUUGUCAACAGGUAACAAUGUUUCUGUAGAGAGUGCUCUUCAAAAGGGACUGAUUGACGCAUCGACUGCUACAGUUUUAGCUUCUGUUUCUGAGAUGGCAACUGAACUUACCACGGUAACCACAUUACAGACUUCUUCCUCUGCUGAACCUUACACACUCAACUAUGCCACGAAAGAAGGAAUGUACGACAUAUCUACUGGACAAAUAAUUGAUCUUUCAGGGGCCAGGCUGUCUGUGAAGGAAGCUCUCCGGAAAAACAUUAUUGAUGGAGACAAGUCAUCCGUGGUUGAUCCUCAGAGUAGGCGGUUGUUAUCUCUCAACUCUGCCAUUGUCAGUAAUAUAUUUGACCCUCUAACAGGGGAACUCAUCCACAAAACUUCAGGGGAAAGAAUCUCAUUGCAGGAAGCAGGGACACUGGGAUUGAUCCCAGACCAUGCAGAACUAGGCACUGUUUCACCCGGUAUAGCUUCUAAGAAUCCUUUGUCCUUGAAGGAGGCUGUCCGGAGGGGUUGCAUCGAUGAAGAAAACGACACUUUUACAGACCCUGUUACCAAUGAGGUCAUGUCUCUGGCUGCUGCAGUUAGAUAUGAACCAAAAGAAAAGAGCCCAACUAUUCAUGCUGUGAAAAAAAUGGUUGCUGUUCCUAAAGAAGCAUCUAUGAUUGUAAAUAAACAGAGCUCUUUCAAACCUCCAGCAGAGGACAAUAAAAGAUUAUCAUUUACUGAAGCAGUAGACGAGGGACUCAUUAAUCUUAAAGAGCAGCAGUAUACAGACCCCAGCUCUGGGCAGAGACUUGCUUUACUGGAUGCAAUCAGGGAUCAGCUCAUUGACACAUCUCCUUCGGAGUCCGGUGACAGACAAGGUUUGACUGUGCCACAAGCUGUAGAGCAAGGGCUGUUUGACGACAGGAAAGGAGUCUUUCAUGAUUUCACUUCUGGAGAAAGUCUAUCAUUCCAAGAUGCAGUAGACAAAGGAAUGAUAGAUAAAAAAUUCACAGUGUAUGAUGUGAAAACGGGAGAAAUCUACUCUCUAGAAGAAGGACUGGAGGAGGGUAAGAUUGAUCCAGUCACAGGAAGAUUUAUUGAUGAGAAGAGUGGGAGGAAGUUGACUCUGAGGGAAGCCACACAGCUUGGACUUCUUGCAGUUGUUGGUGCUCCAUUUGCUGCAGCAGUGGCUGCCAAAGAAUCAUUUCAGGCUCUGAUGGCGGGUGAUAAAAGUCCAGUGCCUCAACCUCUUCCAACCAGCCAGCCAGCCCUCUCAUUCCAGAUCACUUCUGCUAAACAGCUGUCUUCCAACACACUGCAAGUCACAGUGCUAAAACAGAGUGUUCCCGACAGUACUGCUUCUGAUGCCAUGAAGCUUCAUGAAGCUAUUUCAAGCGGUUACCUCAAUCCUAAAACAGGUGUCUUCACAGAUCCGGUCUCAAACAGACAGAUGCAAGUCAGCGAUGCCAUCAUGAGUGACCUCAUUAAGAAGGACUCUGCCAUCAUUAGAGACCCACUUACAGGAACAUCCCUGAACCUGGAGGAGGCUCUGCUUCGUGGUGUUCUUGAUGACGUUGGCUGUGUUGUGGAUUCCAGCACCGGGCAAGCCAGGAAUCUUGACCAGUGUAUCAAAGAUGGCAUUGUCCAAGAAUCUCCACUGCUCACAGCUGGUACACAGAUCUUCUCUAAGUCAACUGAGACAAUUCAUGUGGACAGUGUGUAUGAUCCCAUAGCUAAACAGGACAUUUCUUUAGAUUCAGCAGUUGGCAGGAACAUUAUAGACCUUGAAGACGGCACUUAUGAGAACUCAGCCACUGGGGAGAAAAUGCCAAUUUCAGAAGCAAUAUCCGAAGAUCUUGUUUCAGGAAAAGUGAUGGAUAAACUGAUCACUGUUGAGGAAAUGACUACAAGUGGAGUCACUACAGAGGUGGCCUUUUUGGAGAAGAAAUCUUUGCAGAUUAACUCAGUGAAAGAUCCUACCACUGGAAGAGGUGUGUCUCUAUCAGAAGCUGUGAGAAGAGGCAUCAUUGAUGAGGCAGGGAAGUACUUCCACGAUGUGACAACCGGAAGUACAGUUUCCCUGAAUGAUGCCAUACAACAGGGCUUGGUGUCAGCCACUACACUCAAGUCCCAUAAGGACACUGAAGAGAGGUACCAGAGAUCACAUGAGUCGGUACUUACACAGUCUUCAACUUUCAGAAUUCAUGCACUGGUAGACCCAGCAACCAACAGUCAGAUACCCCUGUCCCAGGCUAUCAAGACCGGUGUUCUAGAUGUUUCUUCUGGUACUCUGGCCAAUACAAGAACAGGGGAGGCAAUGUCCUUGGGUGAUGCUUUGAAACAAGGCCUACUAAAGGGUGACGAAGGCAGUUUUCUUUUGACAGAUGGCACUGAUUUACCUCAGCACAAGGAAGUGUUUGAUUCAAAGACAGGACAACAGGUUACAUUCAGUGAAGCGAUCAGAAAAGGAAUAAAUGAUUCACAAGGCUCUUAUAUUUCAACAAGUGAAAACAUUUCUGUCGGCUUUGGCGAGCAGGAAGGUAUGAGUACAAAACAGACUAUCAUGAAGUCCAAGACUUUCAAAGAAAAAUCCUGUGACAUUUCCGCUGUGUAUGACCCGGUCAGAGAUAAAUUUGUCAACGUAGCAGAAGCAGUGUCUCUUGGCUUGCUCGAUUUGAAAUCUGGAGCAUACAAUGAUCCUGCAAGCCUGGAUCCUAUUCCUCUGUCGCAAGCUUUUGAAGAGGGCCUUAUCAAAGGUAGAGUGAGUGAUGGUCACAGUUUGAGCAAGGAUGACUACAUCAGAUCAAGCAGUGAUACAUUUAGACAGGAAACAAAGAUUGGGCAGGACAUUCUUAGAUCUGAAUCACCAGACAAGCAGAGAAGACACGCAUUGACAAAGUAUAAGAAAGAACCAGCAGAGCCAUCUGUUGAUCUCACCAGGAGAUCAUUUGUGAGCUCUCAACCAGAAAUAAAUGAGCCAGUAGUAACCUCUGUGACCCAGAAGUCUAUGACGAUUACCGCAGUUGUGGACCCCGCAUCUGGACGAGAACUAUUGAUGUCUGAAGCUAUCGGUCAAGGCGUGUUUGACCCAGACAGAGGAGUCAUUAUUAAUAGCAAGACAGGAGAGCACAUUCAGCUGGACAGAGCAAUUGAUCUGGGUCUGGUCAGCGCUGAAGUAGAGGAAGAGGAAAGGGCUCAGGAGGUGGUCAUCAUCAGCGACGUGCUGAUCACAGACGUUAAAGACCCACAGACAGGCAAAUCAAUCUCUGUGUCUGAGGCAGUCAGGCGAGGAAUUCUAGACAAGGACACAGGUGUGUAUAACCAUUCAGGCGGAACUGUUUCAGUCAAAGAAGCUCUGAAGCAUGGCUUAGUCAAUGGGAAAGACACAUCUGAAGCUGGGCUGACAGACCAGAAUAAACAAGAUGCCAAGCAGAUCAAUGUGACCAGUGUCAAUGAUCCUAGCAGUGGUAGAAGGUUAGGGCUUGAAGAGGCUAUCGAAAGAGGACUUAUAGAUGAAAACUGUACUGUCUUCAAUGAUCCGGUAACGGGUGUUCAGAUGUUGAUGGAGGACGCCAUGAAAGAGGGACUCAUCACUGGGUCAAUCCAGACAGUUUCAAAAUCUCAGACCACUGUGACCUCUAAGAAGGCAGCAGGGACUUACAACAUCACUGCCGUGCUUGAUACGGGGACCGGUCAAGAGGUCAGCGUUGUGGAAGCAAUCAGUAAGGGGAUACUGGACCCAUCAGGCAAAUACACUGACCCUUUGACCGGAGAUGUCAUUUCCCUUGCGGAAGCCAUGAAUCAAGGUCUGGUUAUCUCAGAGAAGAUUGAGAAAUCUCCGCAUUUCAGUGCUGACCCAGGAGGUGCUGGCUAUGUAACAUUCCGUGAUGCACUGAAGCUUGGACUUGUUGAUCCGCUGACCGGUCAUUUUUUAGAGCAUGCCUCCCAGAAGAUGUAUUCUAUAGAUGAUGCUGUAAGAACCGGACUGGUUGUCGCAUCUGAUGGGAGGCCUUUUAAAUAUAAGGAACUGAGUAAGGCAGGAGAGACUUGCAGCAUCACAACAGCCUUACAGACAGGCAAGAUAGACAUGAAAACUUGUCUCUUCUAUGACAAUCUUACAGGAGGUGGUAUUUCCUUAGAGGAGGCUUUGAUAGAAGGCUACUUGUCUCCUGUGUCUGGCUUACAGCAAGCAAAAGCAAUAAGGGAAUCCUUUAACAUUUACCUAGGAUCUAAUAUUCAGGGAUUGCCUGGCUUCAAGCCUGGAGACACUCGGAGUUUGUUAGAGUCAGAAAAAGAAGAUUUUGUUUCAGUUUUGAGAACUGGCAGUAGUAUAUUCUCUGAUGUCAGUAAUGAGGAUUUUGUUGACAGUUCAGAUAUUCAUCCAGGAUUGUCAAGAGAUGCCUUCAAACAAAGGCUGCAGCAUGAUUCACUUUUUGUAGAUGAAAAUGGCAGCAGCCUUCUUGAGAAUGGUGGUAUAGUUACCGGACAUCAUAUCCAUAACACAGGAGUUGUGGACACCACUUCUGCUUUUAGACAGGGCAUCCAGAGAACUUCACCAGCUGCUUUCUCUGAUGCCAAUUCUUUUGAUACUUUCUCAGUAUCACAGACCAUUGAAAGAGGUCUUCAUGAGCCAGUUCAGACAGUUGAAACACCAGAAGAAUACACAUCAGAAAUGCAGAGUGCAAGUGAAGAAUUCCGAGGAAAACUCCAGAAAUCCAGUAGAAUUACGUCAAGUUUUGUACAAGACAAGCCAGCUGCAGAUUCAAGGUUUACCUCUGUCUCCAGUCUCUCUGAGUCGCAAAAGUUUAGAGACAACUUAACCCCAGGACAAAAGGACUUGGAGUUCGGAAUAACUCAGUCAAGUAAUGUAGAGUAUACAAGUACAGAUGAAAGUGCUUCCUUUCAAGUGACAUUUUUUGAGGAUCAGAACACUUUAUCUCAACAGUUAGAUAGGACAUUCGCUGACUCCUAUGAUAAGAUAGUGGAAGACAUGUCAGCAGAGUUGCAGAAACUUCAAGGAUUUGAACAGCUGCUCAAGGAGGAUGGUGAGAUGGAAGAUGGAGCCGGCAGGCUGCAGGUCCAGCUUGAUGCCCAUAAGGCUCUGCAUGAGGAGAUUCUCGCCUGCCAGCAGCCCAUUAGCUCUCUGAUAUACGAAGCCGAACAACUCACUGAGCUAUACCAGGAGGAGCUAACACCAGAAGAAGUGACUUCCCUCUCUGGGGAAGCAGCAAACCUUCAGAAGGUUCUAGAAAAGGUGGUAAAGACAUCAGACCGGCGAUUGAGACACCUGAAGACAGCAUCGGAGGAACUCUUUAAACUGGAGACAGAAAUAGCAAGUUUCAAACUUCAAGAGGAGCAUGGGAAACUCCUGAAUGAUGUACAGUCCCACCAGGCCACUAUCAGAGCAAUGUCAUUGUCUGUACAGAAGUACAUGGAUGAGGCAAAGCUUUAUAAGCUGGAAGUGGAUUCCUUCCGUGCCGACCGCCAGAGACCGGUCCGCAGCAGUCUAAUCAGCAUGGAUUGUGAAGCUGCCGAAGUGGUCAAGGAUCAGCUUAAGGAGGUUUCCGAUGAUUUCUCAAACCUGAAACACAACAGGCAAGCUUCAACGAUGUCACCUCCUACGAUGUUGUCGUGGCUUGCAGAUGUAGAAGCUGAGUUGUCAGCCAUCCAGCAAGACUGUAGCAACUGCAGCAUCUUUUUCACAUUGUUCUUUGCCUUUAACUUUGCUAUCAUCUCAUGUGUUCAGUUGACUGAGAUAGUGCUGAAAUAUUUCUGUUGCAGCUACGGUGACAGCAUUGAGUCAGUUCGACACAUGACUAGAAACCUCAUCAAAUCCGGCGACCUAGACAUGGCUAAAGCUUUAGAGCAACAGAUAGCAGAUAUUGAAAAUCAGUUUCAGAAAGUACAUGAAACUUGCAACAGACAAACAAGUUCCCUGAAAGAGACCCAUGAUAAGCUGGGCACUUUCCAGGAGAAGCUUCAAGCCACCCAGAAGUGGUUCCAGUCCAACAUCAGCCAACUGCAGUCCAGUGAGACCAACAGCCUCCCCGUUGAUGAGGUCAGGGAUCAAGUCACCAGCAUUGAUGUGGAGAGGAGGAGGAAGGAAGCGGACAUAGCUGAGCUGAAGAAGCUAGCUAAGGAGCUACAGGAAGAUUCUGGUGCUGGGAGCUCAGCGUCGCUCAACAAAGCCAUUGCUGAAUUGGAAAACGCUGCUGCCCAGUUGGAUGCUGCUGUAGAGGAGAGACAGGCCAAGACUGCCCAAAGAGAAAAGCAAGGGGAAGAGUUUGAGUUGGCCAUGACAGUGAUGUUGCUGUGGUUGGCACAGAUGGAAGCUAGGAUGGAUGAGUUCGAACCUGCUGCAGUUACUGCAGACAUUGUAGAGAAACAGAUCCUUGAGCUGCAGCCCAUGCUGAAGGAAUAUGAGGACCACGCUGGCAAGGUAGACCAGGUGAAUGAUAUCGGCAAUGCUCUGGAAGCUCUCACAAGUUCAGGAGACCAACCUCUCAGUCCUAUCAGACAUCUGGGCCGCACUCGCAAUAUCUCAGGACUGGCUUCCCCUGUUCAUCAACGAACCCCCUCCCCUACAUAUCCCCUCUCUCCUGCAGCCAUGAAGACAUCCAUGUCCAGCGAGUCUAGUGGAAUCAGCAGCAGGAAAAGCUCCUCAGAUCACCUACUCCUGGACGAUUUGUCACUUACCCAGCAACAAUUGCUGGAUGUCAACCAACGCUAUGAGAUCAUCGGAGAGAGGCUGGCUGACCGUCAGCACGAGCUUCAGAGUAUACUGUCCCACACCAGCACAUUCUUGCAGGAUAUGCAAGGCAUCAUGGCCUGGCUGGAGGUCAAAGAACAAGAACUAAGUAAAUCUGGGGCUCUGGGAAUUCCAGCCAAUGAAAAAUCUGUGAGGGCAGAGUUGAUGGAUCACGAGGAAUUCCAUCAAGAGCUGCUCAGCAAGGAGAGUCUGGUCGAGGAAACCCGCAAGAGGGCACUGGACCUUCUCAAGUCCAAGCCUGGUGCUCCAGGCCUGAAUUCACUACAGUCUCAACUGACACACCUGGAUGAAAAAUGGCAUGAGCUCAGGGCAGUGUCUGAGGAGCGGCGCAAGGGUCUUGAAGAUGCUGUCAGUGAUUUGAGAGACUUUAGGGAGCACGAAGAGCAGCUCAUCAAGUGGUUUGGGCAGAAAGAGAAGCUGAUGAAUGUCUUGGGCCCUGUAGCUAUGGAGCAGUCCUUGUUGAGGAGUCAGAUGGAGCAAGUACAGGUGUUGAAGGAAGAGUUCUCAGCCCAGGAACCUGUGUAUGAGCAGUUUCUUAACUCUGGGCAUGCAAUCUUUGAGUGGUGUGAUGCCAACACUUCCGACAGUGCUGCAGUCAGUAAACACAUGGACAAUAUUACCAAGUCCUGGAAUAAGCUCCAAGAACUGCAAGAGAGGUUUCCUGAAGUGACAAGAGCUAAAGACCUGUGCCAACAACUCUGUGACAGCACCAAAGAUGCAUCUACAAAAGCUGACCUGAGAGCAAAGAUGGCAGCCCUGGACAAAGAUGUCAGCGACACUGUCAAGAAACUAGAAGCACGGGCUGGAGCUCUGGAAGAUGCUUCUAAAGCUGGGGAAGAGUUCACGGCCAAAUGUCAGCAAAUGCUAAAGUGGAUAAAGACAACAUCCUCCAUUGUGAUGGAUGCAGCUGCACUCACCUGUGACACAGAUCUUCUGCAGAAGCAGACUUUAGAGAAUAAGGCCCUGAGACAAGAUCUGAGUGUGAAAGAAGAUGACAUUCACCAUCUUCUGGAGAAGGGCAACAAAUUUAUCCGGGAUGCUUCACCAACUGCAGAGAAUAAAGCAGUCAAAGAAGCAUUGACCCUUCUACAGAAUGAGUGGACAGUGCUCAAAGGCGAAGUGGACAAGAGAAAAGAUAACAUUGAAGCUGCAUCUGCAAACGCGGUCGUCUUCCAGCAGAAUUUGGAUAAAAUAUCCUGGUGGCUGGGGGCUGCAGAGGAGAAGCUAAAGAAAGUGACACCGGAGAGUUUGGAUAAGCCAGCCAUUAUAGUGAAGCUGAAGGAGCUGAGAAAUCUGCAAAAUGACCUUCUGAGGAAGUCACAUGAUCAUGAUGUCUUCAACAAGACUGCAGCCUCACUUCUAGAGUCGGUUGAGGACCCCAGGCAUGAGCUGCAGAGUCAGGUGGCUGAGGUCAACAGGCGCUGGGACUCGGUGACUUUGG